AUGUCAAGUCAACUCUUCUCCAGAGAACGCCGCUCCUGGACUGCAAAGGAGGACCAGCUCCUCCGCGACGCCGUUGCUAGAGAGGACCCAAACAACUCUAACCCCUCCAAGUGGCAUGCAAUCGCGAAGCACGUACCCAAUCGCACGAACAAGGACUGCCGCAAGAGAUGGUUCGCGAAGAUGGCUUCCGACGUUGUCAAGGGUGGCUGGUCCCCAGACGAGGAUGAGAAGUUGGUCAAGGGCAUCGAGCGGUAUGGUACCAGAUGGUCCCUCGUCGCUUCUGUUGUGCAGUCGAGGAACAGCGAUCAGUGCGCCAAACGCUGGACUGAUACACUGAACCCUGCCAUUGAUCGUACCACGUGGUCGUCUGAAGCAGAUGAGCUUCUACUUCGCGCAGUUGCCGAGCAUGGGAAAGUCUGGACAAAAAUUGUCAAGACCUAUUUCCCAGGCCGAACAGGCUUGUCUGCGAAGAACAGGUAUAACAGCAUCACACGCUUCAAUUCUGAUCUCUCACGUAAUGCGCGCCCAAGGCGCAAGUCGUCCGAGGGGUUGCACUACCAUCUCAGCCGAAAGACCGAGAGUGUCUCUUCGUCCUCAUCAAGCGCAUCACCUGCAUCACCGUCAAUGUCACUCCCUUUUCUCUCGACAUCGGCCUUCCAGUCGCCCGUCGACGUAAAGCCCCAUCUCUAUCACAUCGACUCUUUCUCGAACUGGUCUUCUUCUUCAUCAAUUACGACAGACGACAUGUCGUCCUUUCGGUCAUCCCCAAUGGCUUUUGAAUACUCGCCCGACUCCACCUCUCCAUCCACCCCAUCUCCCGACGGGACAUAUCAGCCGUUCGACCUUAACAUAAACCACUCCCUCCCGCAUUUCUCAGAGUCGUCGCCCGUCAACUUCUCCGGCCCGCAUUCUCCAGCCUCCAACACCCAAUUGUACAAUAACAAGCACUUCAGGAAUCACUCGCACUCACACAUGUCCGACACGGCUUCGCAAACUUAUCCGCCAUACUCGCAGUUUCCCCUGGUCCACGGGUCUAACGACCAUGCCGAUCAGUUUGCUAUUUUCGAAGGUCAUCCUUCGCCAUUGGAUGCCGGGCCGGUCAUCGGCGUGAACUGGGACGUGGCGAUAGCGUCAGCAGCGGACUCAAAGGCAGUGAACAGCGGUUACAAAUUGCCUUCGCCCAAUAGCGCCUUUCCUUACGUUUUCUGA
Molecule: messenger RNA, 1209 nt
Organism: Cyclocybe aegerita
Lineage: Eukaryota; Fungi; Basidiomycota; Agaricomycetes; Agaricales; Hemipholiotaceae
Source: the annotation of a GenBank genome assembly